This is a messenger RNA of Oncorhynchus nerka (sockeye salmon), 2892 nucleotides long. RefSeq names its product minichromosome maintenance domain containing 2 (gene mcmdc2). The coding region runs from base 1 to 2073 and encodes 690 amino acids. Lineage: Eukaryota; Metazoa; Chordata; Actinopteri; Salmoniformes; Salmonidae. Gene Ontology annotation, molecular function: ATP binding; DNA binding; single-stranded DNA helicase activity. The transcript is spliced from 13 exons. Gene Ontology annotation, biological process: double-strand break repair via break-induced replication. The record is from RefSeq and is a predicted model, not a curated record.
AUGGAAGACGUUUUCUUACUGAAAGAGUCAGUUUUGUCUUUUCUAGACAGAAGUGGAGCUCUUCUUCAACUUGCUGAAGACUGCAAACCAUUCAACGACAUCCAGCGAAAUGAAGCUGUGUAUCGGUUCUGUAUCCGUGUGAACCCUUCAGACCUAAUCGAACUGGAUCCUAGAUUGGGUGACUGUGUUCUCAAUGACCCCCUCAAAGCUACAGCACUGUUUCAAUCUGUUUGUUUUCUGUCAAUAAAGACACUCUCCCUCAUAGAGAAAAUCCACACAGAAAGUCAGGUGAAUGUGAUCCUGAAGUUUACACACCUACCUCCGUUCCCUGAGUACACCUUGGACCUCUGUGAGUUUCCCUGUGGUUAUGGCCCCAUGAGGCCUGUUGCCAUGGAGGGCUUGGCCAUCGCGAUGACUAGGGUCUCCAAGUACACUCAGGGAGCCAGGUUUCUCUGUUCUGAGGAGGACUGUCCCUGCUCAACAGGUAGUAUGAUGUUAUCCUCAGGGUUCCAUCACAUCAGAGUGCACGCACCCGGAGCCACUGAGUCAGCCACAGUGAGGAGUGACUUCAGCUGCCUGCUCUGCUCCUCUCACCUCAAAGAGGACAUCAAGUUCCGGGUCCUGGGGGACAAGCAGCUUGUAGAGCUGAUCCAUGUUAAAGCACUGGAUGUCCUGAAAGUCCAUCCUCCCAGUGCCCUCAGGUACCAGUCUGUCACCCUGUUUCUCAGAGAUGAGCUGUGUAACUCCAUGAGGAUUGGACGUCUGUACAGGGUGCUGGGCAUACCGGCCCAUGUCCACCAGUGGCCCAACGUCACCUGGAGUGUGGAGGCCAAUAGCGUUCAACCGUGGGAGCCUGAAUACACGGGCACCAUCAGCUCUAACUUCCAGGCCCUGUUGACGGCAACAGCCUGUUCCCCCUGGAGGUUCUCUGCCAUUGUGGCUAACACGUUUGGAUCCCCUGUGGUUCCCCCGGGCUUGUACAGCACUCUGAAGCUGGGCCUGCUGCUUAGCCUGGUCCAGGGCCGGGAGGACAACCCAGACUCACUGCACUGCCUGGACCUGCUAGCCCUGACGACUGACACACUCAUACUGGAAAGGCUGAUGACGUACAGCCUGGGUCUGGCUGGCCGUGGGGUGAGACACCCUGCGACAGGGGAGAUGUUUGCCUCUCUUUCUCGUGAUGAACACGGAGCGGGCACGGCUAACAUCCACGCUGGCUCCGCCCUGCUGGCCACUGGAGGCGUCUGCAUGCUCGGGGACCUGGGCCACCACAGGAAAGAUAAGAUGGAUGCCCUUCAGUCAGCUCUGGAGAGUCGGACAGUGUCUGUGAUCAUCCCAGGGAAGAAGUAUGGAGAGGAUGCUGACCAGCAGAUCUCCUUCCCUGUCCAGUGCAGCUUCUGGGCCUUGGCAGACUCCACAGCUCCCUCAAACAAGACCACCAGGACUGACAGUACAGUGCUGGGAACAGUGGACAUGGGCCCGGUCCCUGCCCAGUUGGCUGAGGCCUUUGGUCUGGUGAUCCUGUGUCGGGAGGCAGGGGGAAAGCAGGCCCUGCUAGCCCAGACGGUUCACACCCUCAGACAGGCAGUGCAGCCUGGAGAGCCCCUCUACCCAUCCUGCAUGCAGUUCACCACACAGGACUAUAAGGAGCUUGUGGCCCACACCCAGAGGAUCCAGACAGAGCUGAGCCCUGGGGCAGAGAUGAUGAUCCAUGGCUAUUACAUGGCCAGCAGAAGGGUCCGCUCAGACUCGGGCCAUGGUGCAAAGGUGUCUGUGGCCUCCAUCAAGCUACUGAUCUCCCUGGCUGAGGCCCACAGUAAACUGUGUCUGAGAAGCACAGUGCUGGAGGAGGAUGCAGUGAUCGCUGUGUUGCUGUGUGAAAACUCCAUCACUCUCAGACAUGGAGCCUCAGCGCUCGUUAUCCCACCCGACGCAGCAUUUCCCUGUGACCUGUGUGACCUGGAAGCUCUCCACAGGAGAGACCUUAUCCUGGAGCAGCUCCAACAGAACAUCCUGCACUUUGUCUACGCCUACGCACCCGGGGCCGCCAGCUACAUCACUGAGGAGGAAUAGGACCACAGCUAAGUUAAAGGAUUUUUCUAUAUUGAAUUUCAAUGGUGAAAUGAGCUACUCAGAAGAAUAAAGAAAUGCAACGUAUUGAUCCCAGAAAUGUUCCAUACGCACAAAGCGCUUCACAUUGAGCAUUUCUCCUCUGCCAAGAUAAUCCAUCCACGUGACAGGUGUCAUACCAAGUAGCUGAUUAAACAGCAUGAUUGCUGUAGCCACAUCAGGUUGAGGGAGAGUGGAAUUAGCAUGCUUGACUGCAAGAAUGUCCACCAGAGUAUUGAAUGAGAAUUUGGCAGUACAUCCGACCGGCCUCACCUGCGAUAAGCCACCCAGACAGGUGAUAAAACUAAUUCUGACUGAGCCUAUUCCCUCCCAUGGCUACGCACCUGCAGUCAAUUGAAAUCCAUUGAUUAGGGUCUAAUACAUGAACUGUAACAUUGAUGUUUCAAUGUAGCCAGAAAAAAAAUUGCGAUUAAUGUACCAUAAAAUAUUUUAUUUCAUAACAGGGCAGAAUAAAAUAAACAUUUAACCUUAAGCAGGGGAGUCAGACCAAGGUUGUGCUUUUUUGACAGGCAAGAAUGGUGAUAGUUUAGGUCUCCAAGGUCACAUUUGUGAAGGAGUUCAUGCACCGCUUUCCAAACCUUGUGAAUUGUCAAUGAAUAGAAGAAAUCAGUUAAAUAAAUGACCAUUGUCUAAUGAGAUUAGCCAUCAACCUACAACUUUCUACCAUUGUGGGUGUAGUUGCAAUGCUGGUAAUUCAAAUGAAUGGCUUUUCAGCAGGGUAAAUUAGCAGAAAUGGCAUUAAUUCCAUUUAAAAUGAAUGAA